AUGUCCGACAUUCAGCCGGCCGACGGCCACUUAAACGGCGGAAGAAACCUAAUUCCGAACUCCGGCGAACAAAUCGCAACGAAACGGUUGAGAAGGCCGAGUGUCCGAUUAGGCGACAUCGGCGUCGACCCACCUUACGAGUCUCAUGGCAGACGCAACACCAAGAGUUGGAAACCAAUUGGUUUCGAUCAUCCACGCAAGGAGAAAGAUUCCAACUCCUCAGGUAAACCUUCCAAGACUCGUCCUUUAACUAAUUUGACCUCGGUUGCCGAUUUCAAUGAAACCCUAGACGGUGAAGAAAGAGAAGAGAACGUUGAUAGUACCGUUGCAAUUGGUAGCUGGAAGGUUAAGGAAUCCAAGAAAAGAGGCCCCGUUGCCACCAAGAGAGCUAGAUCGAGUUGGGUUUCAAGAAUUGAUGAUGCCGGUGGUGGUGGCGGUGGCGGUGGUGGUAGUGGUAGCGGAACUGGUGUUGUUGAAUUAGAGGAAAAAUAUAGUGGUGCUGAAGAUGUGGAUGACGGGUAUAGAGAAUUCGACAUGGAGAAUUCGGAAAGCCCCGUGAAAGAACAAAGCCCUAUUCAUUCAAUGGAGAAUAUAGGGAUUGAUGGGCAUAGAAGGUCUUUUAAGAGUAGGGAUCAUAAUGAUGGAAUUGAUAUAUCUGGGCCAUCUGAAAAUGAUGUUAGGAAUGAGAAUGGUGGGAGGAUUAGGUCUGGCGAAGACGGGAUUAGGAUUUGGCUUAACGGAUUGGGAUUAGGUCGUUAUGCACCGGUGUUCGAAGUGCACGAGGUUGAUGAUGAGGUUUUGCCAAUGUUGACACUGGAGGAUCUUAAGGAUAUGGGGAUUAAUGCGGUCGGAUCCAGAAGAAAACUGUACUGCGCUAUUCAGAAGCUCGGUAGAGGCUUCUCGUGA
Lathyrus sativus (Indian pea) is the source of this 906-nucleotide messenger RNA. Lineage: Eukaryota; Viridiplantae; Streptophyta; Magnoliopsida; Fabales; Fabaceae. The record is from the annotation of a GenBank genome assembly.